Etheostoma spectabile (orangethroat darter) is the source of this 1950-nucleotide messenger RNA. Its product is annotated as betaine--homocysteine S-methyltransferase 1. Gene Ontology annotation, molecular function: betaine-homocysteine S-methyltransferase activity; zinc ion binding. NCBI's taxonomy places the organism in Eukaryota, Metazoa, Chordata, Actinopteri, Perciformes, Percidae. Gene Ontology annotation, biological process: L-methionine salvage. Bases 244 to 1347 code for a protein of 367 amino acids. The record is from RefSeq and is a predicted model, not a curated record. Gene Ontology annotation, cellular component: cytosol. The transcript has 8 exons.
CGGGACCGCAUGAGACGGGACGGAUGACAUGGGACUCUCCAGGCUGCAGCCAUACCCGUCUCGCGCUUUCUGCAGAGACGGUUAGAGGACCUUUGGUAGGCCUAUAGCAGAUUCUUGCUUUAUGUUCUUAUAUGGCUUCCUCGAUCUCGUGAGAUUAUCGUGCUCAUUUCAGUGACGCGAGAUAUCAUCGCCUGCCUGUUUCUGAACCUAUUAUAUUAUCAUAGACUGUAAAAACCGUCGACGAUGAACAGCAAGGAGAAGAGAAGGGGUAUCCUGGAGCGACUAAAUGCUGGGGAGGUGGUUGUAGGAGAUGGAGGCUAUGUGAUGCAGCUAGAGCGACGUGGCUAUGUGAAGGCUGGACACUGGACACCUGAGGCUGCUGUUGAACAUCCUGAAGCAGUUCGGCAGCUGCACAGGGAGUUCCUGAGAGCAGGAGCCAAUGUGAUUCAGACAUUCACCUUCUACUGCAGUGAGGAUAAACUGGAGAUCAGUGGCAAUGUCACCAACAUCACCGGGGCCCAGAUCAAUGAGGCAGCCUGUGACCUGGCCAGGGAGGUAGCCAAUGAGGGUGAUGCAUUGGUUGCUGGGUGUGUGUCUAAGACUCCCUGUUAUGUGAAGAGUCACAGUGAGACUGAGGUCAAGGCCAUCUUUAAGAAACAGAUGGAGGACUUCCUCAAGAAGGACAUUGAUUUCUUUAUAGUGGAGUUUGUUGAUCAUGUGGAAGAGGCAGUGUGGGCAGUGGAGGUGCUGAAGACCAGCGGUAAACCAGUAGGUGCAACACUGUGCAUCUCCCCUCACGGAGACAUGCACGGAGUCCCACCUGGAGAGUGUGCUGUCAGGCUGGUCAAAGCUGGAGCUGACAUUGUUGGAGUAAAUUGCCACUUGGACCCUCUGACAUGCGUUCAAACAGUGAAGUUGAUGAAAGCGGAAUUAGACAAAGCUGGUCUCAAAGCCCAUCUCAUGAUCCAGCCGCUGGGCUUUCACACACCUGAAUGCAACAUCGGCGGAUACACCAGCCUGCCCGAAUACCCCUUCGCACUGGAGACCAGAGCAAUAACCCGCUGGGACAUCCAUAAGUACGCCAGAGAGGCGUACGAUGCUGGAAUUCGCUACAUUGGUGGCUGCUGUGGAUUUGAGCCCUACCAUAUCCGAGCUAUAGCAGAAGAAUUGGCUGCAGAGAGAGGAUUCCUCCCACCAGCCUCAGAGAAGCACGGACUGUGGGGAGCUGCUCUGGAGAUGCACACUAAACCGUGGGUCCGAGCCAGGGCUCGCCGGGAGUACUGGGAGAACCUUUUGCCUGCUUCUGGACGUCCCAAAAUGCCCUUCCAUGGCCACACCAGCCGAUGAUUAUGAAAAACAGCUUGAAACAAAAACACAAAUGUGAUCUCUUGUAUAGACUAUGCAGCGUACUGUAUUCUUUAUAUGCGUGAUCGUAUGAUUCCCUUUUUGCAUAUACUUUAAUGAAUGGCAAUUGAGGAUCUGAUCAACCAGAUCUUUGUUUACAGAUUUGUGAAAUGCUUUGUGCUGUUUAAAAACUCAACAGCCCCUCUUAUUAUUUUCACUUUAAUAUUAGGCCAUUAGCUUGGCCAUAGUACACGUACUAUACCUUGGGUUCAGUCGUCAGUGAAUCAGCAAUUUUCUGUAACUAUAUGCUCUAGUCCCAAACCUAAUAAUACAUAGAUUGCACACAGUUGGCCAGUUGUAAUUUGCUGCAAAAAUAUUUUCACAUAAAUAAUUAAAAAUGAUCUUGUUUUUCUAACAAUCCUGUUUUGUAAAAAGAAUGAUACUGCUUAAUGUGUUACUGUAUACAAAUAGUACAUUUCUGUAUAGUGAAAUAUGACUAUACUGUAUUCCUUGUAUGUCUGAUCAUAUUAUUUUUAAUUUUUCUAAACUGUGUACUAUUACUGAAAUGGGUAACAAAUUUCACAUAAAAGCGAAGCUGGUAUCUUU